This is a messenger RNA of Penicillium maclennaniae, 1983 nucleotides long. RefSeq lists its product as uncharacterized. Lineage: Eukaryota; Fungi; Ascomycota; Eurotiomycetes; Eurotiales; Aspergillaceae. The transcript has 9 exons. Gene Ontology annotation, molecular function: high-affinity potassium ion transmembrane transporter activity. The record is from RefSeq and is a predicted model, not a curated record. Gene Ontology annotation, cellular component: plasma membrane. Gene Ontology annotation, biological process: intracellular potassium ion homeostasis; potassium ion import across plasma membrane. Bases 1 to 1983 code for a protein of 660 amino acids.
AUGCUUGUUCCUCGUGGAUGGCGAGGAUGCAUAAAUCGGGCCCUUAUGGCGGUGCUCCCGCCCUUUAACUUUCUGACAUUGCACUAUCUCUAUUUCAUUGUGGCUUCUGUGGUCGCUAGCACUAUACUGUUCUCGACCUCGACGCCGGUCAAGGAUGUGGCCUAUAGUGAUGCGAUCUUCUUGUGCAUCAGCGCUAUGACUGGCGCUGGAUUGAAUACGGUGGACUUCACUGUGCUCUUGGUCCGAAAGCGGGCUUUCGAAGCUAAGCUGAAAAGUGUCUCAGAUUCCCGCGAAGCUUCCCAGCGAACUUCGACUCUUGAGCUGCAGAACAUGAAUCCAGAACUGCAAGAUGAAUCUUAUAGUAACAUCGUGGAAAGUCGGAUGCGAGUGAAGACUGCCGUGGGCGUUCAUGAAUCACCCGCUCAGCCGUCUUCUAUCCAAAUUCAAUGGACGGACGAUGAUCAGAUCACAAUGAGCGAUGAACAACGGUAUGAUCACCAUCAUCAUCAUCAUCCUCACAAUCACCGAGUCUUCCGCAUGGUUGGUGUGGGAGCCCGACCAGAUCUCAACAAUCAUCCUCGAGAUGCGAUUCCGCUGCCAUUAUCCGCCGAUAAACCUCUGGGAUUCGGCUUGAAGGGUAUGAUCCGCAGCCCACAGCAGUAUCUCCUCUCCAAGGGUGUUGUAUCUCGCAACUCCCAAUUCCACGGCCUUUCAUCGAUCGAACGUGAAGAAUUAGGCGGAGUAGAGUACAAAGCCGUGUCAUUCUUGUCAUGGAUUGUCUCGCUGUACUUUAUUUCGUUCAAUCUCCUUGGGAUCAUCGGUAUGAGCACAUGGUUGCAGGCAAAUCACCCAGAGGUGACACGUGGAAACGGGCUGGAUCCGUUCUGGACCGGCGCAUUCUUUGCCGUGUCGGCGUUUGUGAAUAGUGGCAUGUCAUUAUUGGAUAAGAACAUGACUGCUUUGCAAUUGGAUGCUUAUCCGCUUCUUACUCUGGGAAUGCUCAUUCUCGCUGGCAACACGCUUUACCCCUGUUUCUUGCGCUUCAUCAUCUGGACCAUGAGAGACUUGAUGCCGAAUAAUCCGAGGUGGGAGUCGUGGAGAGUCACUCUUGACUUUAUCUUGAAUCAUCCGCGCAGGGUUUACACCAAUCUCUUUCCUGCACGCCAUACAUGGUACCUGCUUGGCACAAUCAUCAUUCUCAACGGAAUUGACUGGGCUGCCUUCGAACUGCUCUCUAUUGGCAACAAAGAGAUUCAGGCUCUUCCGUCAGAAUAUCGAGCUCUCGAUGGCUUGUUCCAGGCGUUGGCUGUCCGUGCAGGUGGAUUCUACGUUGUGACGAUCGCCGAUUUACGACAGGGUCUCCUUGUUCUUUACGUCCUCAUGAUGUAUGUGUCAGCAUAUCCAGUGUUAGUGACCAUACGCAACACAAAUGUCUAUGAAGAAAGAUCCCUCGGUAUCUACGCCCACGACGACAGCCCCGAUUCGCCAGACCGACCAGCUCGAGGCAAUGUCUUCCUGGAUAUAGUCCGCCACCACAUGGGCCGGCCUACAUUUUCAGAACGUUCACGCAGCUACUUCGUCCAUGAACAGCUACGUUCCCAACUCAGCCACGACAUCUGGUGGAUCGCAGUAGCCGUGCUCUUCAUUGCAAUCGCCGAAUCAGACCACUAUAGCGAGCAACCUGUAGCAUUCGCAACCUUCAACAUUGUUUUCGAAGUUGUUUCAGCAUACGGCUGCGUCGGGUUUAGUGUCGGAUAUCCGGGCAAGAAUUACUCAUUUUGUGGCGCAUGGCACACGAUUAGCAAGCUGAUCCUUGCGGCUGUUGCGCUACGGGGUAGGCACCGAGGACUACCUGUUGCUAUUGACAAGGCGAUCAUGUUGCCUAGUGAGUCUUUAGCGUGGGCUGAGGAGGAAGAUGCUGCGUUCAGGAGGGAGAGGGCGAGGGCUUGGCAACAAGAUCGUAUGCCUGCUGGGACCGUGUAG